Molecule: messenger RNA, 186 nt
Organism: Penicillium verrucosum
Lineage: Eukaryota; Fungi; Ascomycota; Eurotiomycetes; Eurotiales; Aspergillaceae
Exons: 1
Coding region: 1-186 (61 amino acids)
Source: RefSeq, a predicted model, not a curated record
AUGAUCAGACCGGAUAUUUUGGAACAAUGGCAAUCUCUAUUUCAAGCCGCAAAGUGGGACGAGUCCUAUGCGCUUUGUAUCCUGAUCGUCACAGUGAAAGAGAAACCAAAAGACAAUGUUGGACAACGCUUGUCAUUCACAGCCAUCGGAGGAUAUGACCUAAACUCGGCCAUUUUGGAUAUCUAG